CAUAAACUUCGAAGCAGAAGAAAAAGAAGCGUCACCUCGGAAACGCUCCUCCAAACUCUGCAGAGUGAUGCUAAAACUGCGCUACAGCGGAAAUUUACUCACUAGGUUUGCGCCAAAGGUGGACCUGUGAAGAACCUGUGAAGAACCAUCUCCGUCAGUUCUGGGACCAGGAUGGACGUCAGCAUCGCCGUGUCGCUGAUCCGAGGCCAGAUGGGCACCGUGGUGGAGCGGGCGGUGAACGUCGCCGUGGAGACGGUGCUGGCCGAGAUGCUGAAGGUGGUGGGGGUGAAGUUCGAGGAGCUGAAGGCCCAGCUGGUGCUGACGAAGAAGGACGUGGCGGCGCUGCAGAGGGAGAAGGCGCUGAAGGAGAAGGAGAACGACAACAUCCGGGCCAAGCUGCGCUACACCGAGCUGAAGCUGAAGUACUACCGGCAGGGCGUGGAGGAGGAGCUGCAGCAGAGGACCUCCACACUGGUCCGAAUCCACAGAGGAGGGACCGGAGUCUCAGCCGCCGAGGCCUCCAUGUCCUGCUCUGCUCAGAUCAGAACCAACGAGGAAGCAGCGGCGAGAAGUAACCAAGUCCCAGAAUGCACCUCUUCCCAGAUGGCCAGCAGACGAGCAGUCAGAGUUUGUUGUCCGUCUGAUGAUGUUGCUUCUCAUCCGUCUGAGCUGCUGCUGCCGCUUUCACUGAGCGUCAACACGCCUGUAGAAGCUCUGGACAGCAGCUCAGACCCAGCUCAGAGCAAAGACGUGGACCUGGACGAUGAGUGUGAGUGGACGAUCACUCUGCAGCCUCACACUGAAGCUGUGGACGCCGUCGUGGCUCCGCCUCCCGUCCACACUCACACUUUAGAUGGAGGUCAACAGUCAGCAGCUCCUUCAGAGUCUCCAGACAGAUUAACUCAGGCUGACAGCUCCACACUGCCCUCUGCUGGUCUUCAGGUGAAGCAGGAGGAGGAGGAGGAGGAGGAGGAUGUGAUCUGCAUCAAGGAGGAACCAGAGGAGGAGCAUCAGGGGAUGGAGACGCUGCUGCUGGACUGUCAGGUGAAGACAGAUCCUCCUCCAGAGUCUCAGGUGAAGCAGGAGGAGGAGGAAGAGGAGGAAGAGGAAGAGGAGGAGGAGGAGGAGGAUGUGAUCUGCAUCAAGGAGGAACCAGAGGAGGAGCAUCAGGGGAUGGAGACGCUGCUGCUGGACUGUCAGGUGAAGACAGAUCCUCCUCCAGAGUCUCAGCCUCAGAGGUCGAUGACUGAUUGGUCCAGGCUUCCAGGAAACCAGAUGGACCAGAGUUCAUCCUCCAGUCCGAGCAGCUAUCCACUCCCUCCUCUGUCCUCCUCCCUGCCCUCUCUGGCGGUUCUUCCUCCUGUUCCUCCUCCCCAGGCGGUCCGGCCCUGGACCAAAGACCUGAGCAUCUAUGAUGAAUUUAAACUCCGCAGGAACGAGCUGCGACGGCAACACCGGAGCAGACGGAGAGAGCUGGAGAAGACGCUGCCUCAGCCGCUGCUGGCAGACCUGGUUCGAGAGCGCCGGGAGAAGACCAGACUGAGAGUCGCUCGGUGGAGGGCAAAGAGGAAACUCCAGGCCUGUUUGAACCAGGCUCAGCCUCAUGGUGGCGCUGCAGCUCAAAACCAAAGCGGGUUUCCUGUCAGCAGUCAGCAGCUCAGAACUCCUUCAGCUUCUCCUCAGUCCAGCAGCUUCCUCAGCUCCAUGUCCUCCAUGCUGCCCUUCAUCCCCUCAUCUUCCUCCUCUCUGCUGCUGGCUCCUCAUGAACACUCCGUCACCUCCUCUUCCUCCUCCUCCUCCUCCUCAUCCUCCUACCAGAUCAGCCCAUCGCAGCAGAGCUCCUCCCUGACGGACACAGAAAUCCUGCAGUGAGUUUACACUGUUAAAGAAACGCUUAAAUCAGCUUUACUGAGCGUGUUUAUGGUCAAACUCAUGUACAGACAGAAACAUGGAUGGAUUAGUGUUUAGCAGAUUAGCAGAUAUUUAAAGUUACUUAUUACGAGUUAAAUGUCUUUAUGUGAGUGUUUAAAUGUAGAAAUAUGUGUUAGUUGGAGCUAAAAUGAAGGCGGCGCUCUUUAAAACCAUUAUUUCCUGGAUUAAUCCAACAGUUUGGCUGGAAAAUGUCAGAGAAAGGUCUAGACUGUAUUCUAAGUGUCUGGUAAGGGUGUCUGUGAAUAUUUCAGAGUUCCACAGAGGUAGGGUUUUUUUCCCCAGAUUUAUCACUUUUAAUGGACUUUUUCCAUCAUUUCUGAGCCUCAGAACUUCAUCAGUCCAGCAGGUAGAACCAGGACAUUUAGGAGGAAAAACUGCAACUAAAAUUACUUUAAAAAAAAAAAGGCUGGAAAAUGACCACAGAAAAAAACACCACAAAUGAAAUGUAACAAAACCUCAAAUUCCACCCAAAGACCUUUCAAAAUUACCCUGAAACAUUCAAAUAUGCCAGCAAAAACAUGGAAAAUCACCAGAAAAAUGGUGAAAUUUACCGUGAAAAGAACCAAGAAAACUCAAAUUCAGCACAAAAAUAAUCAACCAAAUAGGACUAAAGUUCCUUCCUGACCUCCUCAGAACCAGCUGGUUCUUCAUCUCCAGUAACUUUAUUCAUGAUCACAGUUCUACCUUCAUACUGGGAAUAUUUCAGACUUCCAGGUCCUUGAAGUCCAGAGAAAAACUGCAACUAAAAUAACUAAAAAAGCUGGAAAAUCACCACAAAACAGGUGAAAUUGUGACUAAAACUCAAAUUUUGUCCAAAAAAACUUCCAAAAUUACCCUGAAACAUUCACAUAUGAAAGCAAAAGCAUGGAAAAUCAAGACAGAAGCAGCCAAGUUUACCACAAAACAGGUGAAAUGGCAACAAAACCUAAAAUUUGGCCCAGAAACACACAACUGCCAAAAUUGCCACAAACUCACCCCAAAAUACCUCAAACGUCUUUUCUCAAAACUUUCACCAAAAUGUUUCAAAAUUUUCCAAAAUGACUAAAAACCACUGAAAUACCUAAAACUUACUGAAAAUACCACAAAUUCCAAGUUCCAAGAUGAAAAAAGUCAAAACCUGUCCCAGAUUAGUUACAAAUUUUACUAAAUCACUAAAACAAAAAUCCAAAAUGACUAAAAGUGUAGCUUUUUUUCCCUGUAGCCAACUUUACGCCUUGUUUUAAUGGGAUCCAUUGUUGUUUCAACUGUUUCCUUACGUCUGUAACUCUGUAAAUAGUCAUAGUAUGAAGGUAAAACUUCAUUAAAUACUGAAGGUACUGCAGAUAAGGACUCCAUUAAACUUUAAACACUAAAAACCACCUAACAGACACUUAGAAUGCAGUCUUUAAUAAAAAGUCCUGCUGCUGUGGUUUUAGCUCAGAGCUACAUGGAAACAAUGAGUACUCCACCUGUAGUAUUUCUGUACUUUAACUAAUAUUGUGUCACAGGGAACACUUCUAAAUGUAGAAAUAUAAAAAUGUAUGUAUGUAUGAGUGAAAAUAACAGCUGGAAUUUCUAAUAAAAGCAGUGAAAAGAA
Molecule: messenger RNA, 3508 nt
Organism: Acanthochromis polyacanthus (spiny chromis)
Lineage: Eukaryota; Metazoa; Chordata; Actinopteri; Pomacentridae
Product: histone-lysine N-methyltransferase SETD1B
Exons: 11
Coding region: 172-1872 (566 amino acids)
Source: RefSeq, a predicted model, not a curated record